Molecule: messenger RNA, 960 nt
Organism: Nelumbo nucifera (sacred lotus)
Lineage: Eukaryota; Viridiplantae; Streptophyta; Magnoliopsida; Proteales; Nelumbonaceae
Source: RefSeq, a predicted model, not a curated record
AUGGGGAGAAAUGGCAGUGACCUAAAAUGGGGGGGUUUGAAUUCCGACGAGGAAGCAGCAGAAGUUUUGUCACUCUGUGAUCUACCGCGCAUGGAAAUCAAAGGAGAGAAGCAUGCAAAUCAUGAGAUUAUAGCUCUUGAUGAAACCGAAGAAGACUUCGAGUUCGGUUCAUUGGCUGCUUCUCUUUCGACAGAAUCAGAAAUGUGUGCAGCCGACGACCUAUUCUUUCGAGGCCAGAUUCUUCCUUUACGACUCUCUGUCAGCUCCGACAGCGGAUUGGCCGGAUUUCGUCAAGAUACCCGGAAGAUCAGUAGUUUCGAUUCGAUAUCAGAGUCCUUGGAGCAUAGUUCUUCGUCUAGCGUGAGCAGGAGCAAUAGCUAUACAAGUCACAACUUGUCGGGCGGCAGCUCAGUCCCCGCCAGCAGAUACAAGCCAAGGGUGCACAGCCAUUUUCAUACCCACCCAAGCCCAAAACCUCAAAUUUGGUAUUCUAGUUCUGGUGCUCGGUCUGUAAAUAUUGGUGGUCGGGACCGGAGAUCGACCGUAUGGAGGCUUUUCCGAGUGGGUGUAGUACGGGCACCGGAGAUUGAGUUACAAGACCUCAAACGUCGAAAUAGAAACAAAAGCGAUAACAGUUCAAGUAGUGAUAGUACGAGGAGCAGUGGUAACAGGAGCGGAGACAGUCCCAAUGAGGUCAGAGUAGAGAAAACAACGAGGCAGAGACAGAGAUUUUUGGAUGGAUUGAGUAGCUGUAAGUGUUCAGUUAGUACAGUUGAGGUAGUUAUGAGCAAGGCCAAGAGUAGCAGUUGGGAAUUGAGUGUGAGCGAGAAAGAGAUUAUCGAUACAACUCUUGUACAUCGUCAGCCGCAUCACAAGAAGAAGCAGGCCAUUUCUCACCGUCGCACAUUUGAGUGGCUGAAGGAGCUCUUGAUUGCAGAAGUGCCACGGGGGGGAGCGUAA